This is a messenger RNA of Didymosphaeria variabile, 609 nucleotides long. RefSeq lists its product as uncharacterized. The coding region runs from base 1 to 609 and encodes 202 amino acids. The transcript is spliced from 2 exons. Lineage: Eukaryota; Fungi; Ascomycota; Dothideomycetes; Pleosporales; Didymosphaeriaceae. The record is from RefSeq and is a predicted model, not a curated record.
AUGAAGUACUCCAUUGCCGUUCUCGCUUUCGCCGCUGGCGUCCUCGCCUUGCCCCAGGAGUCUGCCUCCAUCACCAGCGCUCCCACCUCGGCCGCAUCCCCCAGCCUCACGCCGCAAGUCAGCUGCAUCCAAGAGUGCGACGCAGGCGAUGUGACUUGCCAGGCAGCCUGCAUGGGUAAUGCGCGUCCCAACGCUUCUCAGGUCGUCGAGACCACUGAGUGCGCUGCCAAUUGCGACCAGGGCAGCGGCUCUAAGGAGGACACCGAGAAAUACGCCAAGUGUCAGCAAGAUUGCUACGCCAGCCUCUUCCCCAGCUCCCAGACCAACUUCCAGGGUGCUGUUGGUGGUGUUUCUUCUGCUGCCUCUGCUGCCGCUUCUGGUGUUUCCAGCGCUGUGGCCAGUGCUACCAACGCUGCUGGCAGUGCCGCCGCUUCCGUUGCCUCCUCUGCCCGUUCUGGCGCUGAGUCUGCCACCAGCUCUGGUUCUGCCUCUGGGUCCGAGACUGGAUCUGGUGCUCAGUCCACUGAGUCUCCGGGUGCUGCUAGCUCCAACUCUGUGAAGAUCGCUGGUGCUGGUCUUGCUGGCCUCAUGGCCAUCUUCGCCUUGUAG